UUUUUUCUUGCUUCCCAAAACCCAAAACUUCCGUUGCAUUCGGCCUUGGAGACCGAUCGACCCGGAUCGUGCAGCAGACGCGUGCGGAAUAAGUUUUGUGACAGGUUAUCUCGAGGGCUAGCGCUCACUCCUCUUCUCGGCCUACGACUCCAAGGCGGGCGCCAUUAAAUCAUGCCGGCCGCCAACGCCAACGUGGUGACGCUGGAGAAUCUGUCCGAGAAGCUGCCCCCAUGGCGUCCGGACCAGCAGAACCACCUGUUUGCCGUGGUUGACAUGGGCAGCAACGGCAUUCGCUUCAGCAUCACAUCCCUAGCACCUCCCCGGACUCGCCUCCUGGACCCUGUCUACUCUGCACGAGAGGCCAUCUCGCUGUUUGACGCCCUGACGCCGUCCGCUGACGGGCCUGUGUUCCCUGCCGCGACCAUCGAGGCGGUGGCGUCUGCCAUAGCACGCUUCCACCACCUGGCCGUCUCCCAUGAUGUCCCUCCCGAGCACAUCAUGGUGCUGGCCACCGAGGCCAUGCGUCGGGCCGUCAACGCCCCCGAGAUGCUGGACGCCAUUGCAAAUGCCACCGGCGGGCUCUCAGUCUCCAUCCUCGACCCCCCCGUCGAGACGCUCCUCGGCGCCGUCAUGGGAUCCAGGAGCGGCCUCGGCGGGGUCCCAGGCGGUGCCCUGUUCCUCGACCUGGGAGGCGGCAGCGUGCAGAUGACCUGGGUGGACACGAGCGCCCAGGACUACGAGAUGGAGGCAGCUCUUGCCGGCGGGAGCCUGCCUUACGGUGCCGCAAAGCUAAUGCGUGUGCUACAAGAGAAUCCCGAGCACGUGCAGGCCGAGGAGACGGCCAAGCUGAGGGACGGCCUGAGGGAUCUGUUCGCCCGGCUGUGCGCCAGGUUCCCUGCCCUCGAGGCCAUCAGGGCCGCCAACGAGACGGGCGAGGAGCAGCAGCAGCAGCAGGAGAAGCCCCUCGUCGACGUCUACAUGUGCGGCGGCGGGUUCCGCGGCUACGGCAGCAUGCUGAUGCACGACGACCCCAUCAGUCCCUAUCCCAUCUCGUCGUCCAACACAUACGCCGUGCGCGGCUCGCGCUUCAAGGAGACGGCUCGGAUGCUGCAGCUCAACGCCAGCCACGAGGGCAAGAUCUUUGGCCUGUCCAAGCGGCGCAGGCAGCAGUUCCCCGCCAUCGUCGCCGUCGUCGACGCCUUCGUCCAGGCCGUCCCCUACCUGGGCUGGGUCACCUUUUGCGGAGGCUCCAACCGGCAGGGCGCCCUGAUGAUGAAGCUGCCCCGCGAGAUCAGGGAGAGCAAUCCCCUCGACGUGCUCGCCAACCUGAGAGACGACGCCGAGAGACAAGUCUUCCAGGCCAUCCUCUCCAAACUAGCAGACUCCCUGCCCCCCAACCUCUCCCCCGCCGUCCCCACCAUCCUCACCACCGGCGCCGGCAUGCUCUUCGUCCGCGAAGUCUGGCGCCGCCACGGCCACGGCGCCGACGCAAACGCCUCCUUUGCCCUCCACGACGCCGUCGCCCGCGACACCGACUGCCCCGGCCUGACGCACCUCGUCCGCGCCCUCCUGGGCCUCGGCGUCGCCGCCCGCUGGGGAGGCGGCCUCGGCCCCCUCGACGCCCAGCUGCACAGGGGCCUGCAGGGCAUCCUCGACGACAGGGCCGCCGGCGCGUCGCUUUGGGCGCAGUACCUCGGCGCCGUGGCCGGUGUCUUGGCGGCCGUCUUCCCUGUCCUGCCGAGGCUGGCGGACGAGGUCGUCAACGCUAUCAG
Messenger RNA from Trichoderma citrinoviride, 1772 nucleotides. RefSeq lists its product as hypothetical. The annotation marks the transcript as partial. The record is from RefSeq and is a predicted model, not a curated record. Lineage: Eukaryota; Fungi; Ascomycota; Sordariomycetes; Hypocreales; Hypocreaceae. Gene Ontology annotation, biological process: regulation of transcription by RNA polymerase II. The transcript has 4 exons.